GAGUAUACGGAAUAAACAUGGCGUCAUGUGGGUACUGCACUCAACCAUUUGAGGACUCUAGCCCUUGGCUCCCUCUCUUGUGCCGCCUCUGUGAGAGAUACUUUCACUUGGACUGCCUCGGCAGUAAGAGGAAGCCCACGGCUUUGAGGGGAGACCAGUUGUUUCAGUUUUGUUGUUCAUUUUGUUCUGAAACAAGGACAGAGACUUGGUCCAGACUAAGUCUAAAUUGGGUGCAUGUCAUACACCUUUCCCUAUACAACCUAAUGUUAUCUGAAGGAGGGAGGGAGGGGUUCUUCAGGUGGAAUACAGGAAUAUGUAAAUUUAUUGAGUCUCACUGGUUUGAAAUGAUGCCUUCAAGACAUAAGACUUCAUCCUGGCAGUGUACUGUAGCAGGAACUCUCUCCGUUAACUGUCCCUCAUUGUUUAGAUCCGGUACUUCUGUGUUUGGUGAGAACGGUUGGUGGUCAUUGCAAGAAAUGAGACCACCGAAACUGAGUGACAUUAUGAAGACAUUAGCAGUAGGUGAUCGCCCAAAGAAAGGAAGCAAGCAAAAUAAAUGCUUGUCCUCCAUUGCUGGAGUGACCCCAGACUCAAGAAAAAGAAGUAUUGAUAUAGAGAAACCCUCAGCUUCAAAGAAGAUAAAAGAAGAAGAGCCAGAGCUUAUGCCUGAGCAAGAGAAUACAAUUGAGGAUAUGUCUUCUGCCUUAGUUUCACCACUGACCCUACAGCAGGAAAGGGUCCUGUUAGAUUUCAUGUCUUCAAAAGUUUCAAGCAAAGAUAGUUCUUUUGCUCGAAUCCUUCGCACAUUAAAAGUCCGUGAAACAAAAAGAGCUUUGGGUCAGCCUUUGUUUAGUAUGAAUGCAUUUGUGAUGGAAUCAUUACACCAUACACAAUGUUACAUUUCAAGUUCCAGUGAUAAUCCACCUUACCCACUAAUAGCUAAAGAUGUUGAAAGUGAAUCUACUCACAGCGUUCAUAUGCCAUCAUUCUCUCUUAUUUCAAAAGCCCGUGCCAUACUGAGAAGGCUGGAAAGCCCCCUGCUCCCUCACCUAAUAUGCAAUGAUAGCAAUCAAAGUGAUAAUGGUAGAUUCAUUAGUCCUUAUACAUCUCACCUGCUACCUUAUAUCAUAUUCAAAAGCAGCUCAUUCUUGCCGCCUAAAAUCCAAAUCUUUAAAGAAUUGCUUUCCAAAGUUACACCAGAGGCUCCGUAUGAAGCAAAACCAAUUGUCUUUAGUUAUUUUCAAAAGGACCAGCUCCAGCCCGUGAAUGCAUUCAUAUCGUACUUCUUCUGGCCUGUAGAUUUAUCAGAAUAUUUGCAACAUCCUGACUUUACUGUUGUAGUAACCUAUGGAUCUAAACUGAUAAUAGGCUGUGGAUUUAUGACCCCUGAUGCCAGUAUCAGCGAAGCUUAUAUUCCAUUCUUAUUAGUGCAUCCAGACUACCAAUAUGCUGGUAUUGGUUGAAUCGUGCUCUAUCAUCUCAUACAAUCAUGUCAAGGUAAAGACGUCUUGCUCCAUGUUGCAGUUGAUAAUCCUUCAAUGUUACUCUAUCAGAGGUUUGGGUUUAAGAUUGAAGAGUUUUGCAUUGGGUUUUACGACAAGUAUUAUCCAGAAAAGUAUCAUUUGUCAAAGCAUGCUUUUCUCAUGCGUCUCAGACGAUGAUGAUUAAUUAUUACAAUUGAAUAAAAAAAUAAUUUUCUUUCACACAAUAAUGAUUAUUUAUUUAUUAUAAUGUUUUUAUCAUUUUAAUACAAAACAGAUUGUCUGAUUCGUUGGGGCAGUGUUUUGCACAUUUGCCAGCUAUAAAUCCAAUCCUUUCGUAAAAAGAAACAGCAUUUUUACUAGAAAAGACCAACAAUUUAUUACACCCAUCAUGGACUGCUAUCCUUUUUAACUCGUUAAACAAUAAAGUACCAACCCCUCUCCCAAUGACCUUAGGGGACACAUAGAGACCUUUAAUCACGUGAUCACAACCUUCAUCACUGGUCUUAUCAAUGUGCCCAAAUCCUAUGACUUCUCCUUCCUCAUUCUCAGCCACAAUAGCAGUCCCUUCUCUAAAUAAUGACUGGUAUCUUGUGAUGGAUUGUCUGUCUAUCCAAGCAGUGAUGUCUUCUUUGCUGUAGCAAGAGGAGCAGACCUCUUUGAUACAGUUAAUGUGAACCUCUUGUACUGCUCGUAUAUCAGAGUCCAACAAUGGACGGAUGCUUGGAAUGGUCUCCUUGCUUUGCUUGUCAGCACUCAUUUUCACACCUUUUCAGCCACACCUCCCUCUCUCCUGUAAUUCAGUUUUGCAGCAUAAAAAAACUUUAAAAUCCCAAUAAUUAUACUGAAUUAAAUUUAAAACAUUUUCAUUUAAUAUAAGUGGGGGUUCAAAUUAUUAGCUAUCGUCAGUUAUUAUUAUCAAAAAAUGAUUAAAAUUGUCCAAGGUGUCUAACUGCGGAAUCAUAAAAAUUGAGUGCAGUUCGAAGUUUGACUAACACGUCCAGUUCACUGAUCUUCUCUGAGCAUUCAUGAACGUCUUUUAUUUUCAACU
Molecule: messenger RNA, 2532 nt
Organism: Amphimedon queenslandica
Lineage: Eukaryota; Metazoa; Porifera; Demospongiae; Haplosclerida; Niphatidae
Product: cysteine-rich protein 2-binding protein-like
Exons: 4
Coding region: 18-1463 (481 amino acids)
Source: RefSeq, a predicted model, not a curated record